Melanaphis sacchari is the source of this 1029-nucleotide messenger RNA. Its product is annotated as piggyBac transposable element-derived protein 4-like. NCBI's taxonomy places the organism in Eukaryota, Metazoa, Arthropoda, Insecta, Hemiptera, Aphididae. The record is from RefSeq and is a predicted model, not a curated record. The transcript is spliced from 5 exons. The coding region runs from base 1 to 1029 and encodes 342 amino acids.
AUGGAAAUGGAAGAUGAAAUAACGACUAAGGGAGGAGUACAAAAACUUCAAGAUCAAAUAUUUGACGAUAUUGCGCAGGAUAAUUACAUUAAUCAUGAUAUUUCUCAUAUAAGUGACUCUGAUCCUGAUGAAGAACCUACACAAACUGUGCGAAAUACUGGACGUCCUAGAAAAACACCUCAACAAGAUGAUAAUCCUAGACAGUGGAGAGAUGACGACUCAGUAAUUAAUUCAUAUAUAUUUAAUCCUGACAAUGGAGAUUACAGCCUUUUAAUGUGGACUGGUUUAGUUUCUCUACCUUCCUAUGAUUUAUAUUGGAGUACUUCAGCCAUUUUUAAAACUGAAUUUAAUAACAGUCAGGCAGAUCCAAAUAACCGUUUGUAUAAAUUAGGAAGUGUAAUAAAUGAUGUAAUGACCAACUCAAAUACUUGUAUGCAGCCAUAUGAUAGUUUUUGUAUUGAUGAGUCCUUGAUUAAAUUUAUGGGUAGAUUGUCAUUCAAACAAUACAUAAAGAACAAAAAAAGUAGAUUCGGUAUUAAACUAUUCAAACUUUGUAUUUCUCCAUGUUAUACACUAGCAAUCAAAGUUUAUGCUGGUAAAGAGGCCAAUGCAGAACUAAAUGUAGGCUCAAAAAUAGUACUUGAGUUAUCUGAACCAUACUUAGAUUGUGGGAGAACUCUUUAUGUUGAUAACUGGUAUACUAGUAUUGAACUAGCCGAGUCACUAAAUGAUAGGCAAACACAUUUGGUUGGAACCUUGAGGGCAAACAGGAAAUCUAAUCCAAAAGAUGUCACACAAAAAAAAUUAAAAAGGGGUGAAGUUAUUUCAAUGCGAAGCUCUUCAAAUAUUUUAGUUCUUAAAUGGAAGGAUAAACGUGAUCUGUACAUGUUAUCUACAAAACAUAAUAGUGAAAUGAUAUCAAUUGAUCACCAUGGUAAAUAUAUUAAGAAACCUAAAGUCGUAAUAGAUUAUAACUUAGGUAAAUCACCAAUUGAGUUCUUAUUCCAACCCAUUGCGCCGCAGUAUUAA